This is a messenger RNA of Elaeis guineensis (African oil palm), 1004 nucleotides long. Its product is annotated as large ribosomal subunit protein eL13z. NCBI's taxonomy places the organism in Eukaryota, Viridiplantae, Streptophyta, Magnoliopsida, Arecales, Arecaceae. Gene Ontology annotation, biological process: translation. Gene Ontology annotation, cellular component: ribosome; cytosolic large ribosomal subunit. Gene Ontology annotation, molecular function: structural constituent of ribosome; RNA binding. The record is from RefSeq and is a predicted model, not a curated record.
GAGACCACUCAUUUUGGGUCGGGGGUUGGAUCCCUGGCCCACUUGAGCCCAGCCCAUUUGUAGCUCCAGCGCCCAUUUCUUAAAGCUAGGGUUUAGUGCGUUCGCUUCUUUCCUCUGGCGGCUCUGGAGAGAGAAGCGAAAACCCUCGCGACCGGCCCCGGUGAAGAGUCAUGGUUAAACACAACAAUGUUGUGCCAAAUGGGCACUUCAAGAAGCAUUGGCAGAAUUAUGUGAGGACUUGGUUUAACCAACCGGCUCGCAAGACCAGAAGACGCAUCGCCAGACAGAAGAAGGCUGUGAAGAUUUUCCCACGUCCUACUGCCGGACCCCUUCGCCCAAUUGUUCAAUGCCAGACCCUCAAGUACAAUAUGAAAUCUAGGGCAGGCAGGGGUUUUACCCUGGAAGAGCUUAAGGCAGCAGGCAUUCCAAAAAAGCUUGCGCCUACCAUUGGAAUUGCAGUUGAUCACCGCCGAAAGAACCGUUCCCUGGAGGGUCUCCAAGCGAAUGUCCAAAGGCUUAAAACAUACAAGGCAAAAUUAGUUAUCUUCCCAAGACGUGCACGCAAGUUCAAGGCUGGUGAUUCUGCACCAGAGGAGCUUGCAACUGCAACCCAGGUCCAGGGACCAUACAUGCCCAUUGUUUGUGAGAAGCCUUCUGUUGAACUAGUAAAGGUCACCGAUGAGAUGAAAUCCUUCAGGGCCUAUGCCAAGCUUCGUGUUGAGCGGAUGAACCAGCGCCAGGUGGGUGCCAGGAUGAAGAAGGCUGCGGAGGCUGAGAAGGAAGAUAAGAAGUAAUCCCAAUCUCAUUAGGUCUGAUUUUGAGUGCCUGCUUAUCCUAGUCUUUAUCGAGGAACUUAAAGAGGGUGUUAGAUGUACUUGAUUUGGAUUACUUUUUGGUUUAAUGUUGUUUUGAACUCGACUAUGUGAGUGGUUAGCUAUAAUUGCUGAGUUACAGUGCACUCCAAGAAUCUCUCGCAUCAUCUCCAUUGUGAAGUCUCCAAGCUU